Molecule: messenger RNA, 1679 nt
Organism: Spea bombifrons (plains spadefoot toad)
Lineage: Eukaryota; Metazoa; Chordata; Amphibia; Anura; Pelobatidae
Gene: ADORA2A
Product: adenosine A2a receptor
Exons: 2
Coding region: 199-1392 (397 amino acids)
Biological process (GO): adenylate cyclase-activating G protein-coupled receptor signaling pathway; G protein-coupled adenosine receptor signaling pathway
Cellular component (GO): membrane
Molecular function (GO): G protein-coupled adenosine receptor activity
Source: RefSeq, a predicted model, not a curated record
GGAAAUAAAUUAGUUUGAAGAAGCCCGACCCAAGUGAGAAUAUCUGUGGAUUUGGAUUUUAUAUUUCUGCACCAUUGUUGGGCAUAACAUACUGUUGACUGGUGUAACUGUGGAAACAUUACCCACUCUAAGAGGAGGUGGUGCUGCUGCCACUAUGACCACUGAGGAGCCCCCACUCUCCUGCCCCAUGUCAACACCAUGUUAAAAAAUUGGGACCUGAUUUACAUUGUCCUAGAGGUGGUCACUGCUGUGUUGGCCAUUCUUGGAAAUGUGCUGGUGUGCUGGGCCGUAUGUAUCAAUAGCAACCUUCAGAAUGCCACUAACUACUUUGUGGUGUCACUGGCUGCGGCGGACAUUGCUGUGGGUGUCCUUGCCAUUCCAUUUGCUAUCUCAAUCAGCACUGGAUUCUGUGCCACCUUCUACUCCUGCCUCUUCAUUGCCUGCUUCGUUUUGGUGCUGACACAGAGCUCAAUCUUCAGCCUCCUCGCCAUUGCUGCCGACCGCUACAUUGCCAUCCGCAUCCCACUCAGGUAUAACAGCCUGGUGACCAGCCAAAGAGCCAACGCUAUAAUUGCAGUCUGCUGGCUACUCUCCUUUAUCAUCGGUCUUACCCCAAUGCUUGGUUGGCACAAGCCAAUGUCCCAAGCAAUAAACUCAUCGCGGUGCAGCCCCCAGAUGUUGGAGUGUCUGUUUGAAAGUGUGGUGACUAUGGAUUACAUGGUGUAUUAUAAUUUCUUUGCAUGUGUUCUUGUGCCACUGUUGCUCAUGUUAGGCAUAUACCUGCGCAUUUUCAUGGCAGCUCGACGCCAACUGAAGCAAAUGGAGCUUAAAGUGUCAUGUGGCGAGCGCUCCCGUUCCACACUGCAGCGAGAGGUCCACGCUGCAAAGUCUUUAGCCAUCAUAGUGGGGUUGUUUGCCCUGUGCUGGUUACCCUUGCACAUUAUUAACUGCUUUACUCUUUUGUGCAAGGAGUGUGCACGUGCCCCAAUGUGGCUUAUGUACUUCGCCAUUCUCCUUUCUCAUAUCAACUCAGUGGUGAACCCCUUGAUCUAUGCGUAUCGCAUACGUGAGUUCCGGCAUACUUUCCGAAAGAUAUUGCGUCAGCACUUACUGGGCCGAGGGGAGCCUUUCCAGUCAAGGACGGUCAGUGCCAAGUCACUGACCUACGGAGCAGAUGAGGAAGGAGGGAGCAUUCACAUCCGUCAUAAUGGCUCUCACCUUUGCACUCAUGCCAAUGGAAGCACUUGCAAAUUAAAGGAGGCAUUGCAUCAAAAUGGGGGUCCAGCUGGACAAAAAGAUGAGAGGACGGGCUGUCAUAAAUUUGAAAAACAGAAGAAAGAGAAGCUGGAGAAAUCCCAACUGAGGUCACUCAUGGAAACCCCAGUAAAAUGACACUUGGAUGUAGACUUGUGCACAAAUAAGUGAGUGUUUGCUGCUCACUACAAGCUCUUUUACUUGGAAACUUCAUCAUUUAUUUAUGGCAUUUGCAGAAUCUGCAGUGUUAGCAAUGAGACUUGCACUGUGCACCACCCGCACAGUGAUCUGCAGAAGCUGCUAUGCAAACCUCUGUAUUUGGCCCAGGGGUGUCUAAGGACUGCAGGGCCUGGUGCUGUCCACUGUGCUCCAUGUCGUGUUUUUAUAUUGAAUAUUAAAUAUAUACAUUCUGGUCAGUCAACUAA